AUGGACAAGAUAAGGGAAACGGUCAUCUCCAAGUUCCAAUCGGUUAGAAAACCUUCCAAAACAAUCAAUGUUGAGGUGCAAAUCGAGGAAAAGGGGAGCUAUCCACCAUGGGCUAGAAAGGGCGGCAACGCAGUUAUGUUUGUCUGGGACAAAUGCUUGUGGGGCCCCUUUCGCAAAGCAUGGCGAUUUUUGGAGCGAUGGACCAACCUCACCUUUUGGAUCUUUACUGGCAUCAUUGUUGGCAUUUUGGUGGGGUACUUUGAACCUGAAUUCUCUCAAGAGAUCGAGCCUCUUGGUACAGCUUUUAUUCGCAUGAUCAAGAUCAUCGUCGCUCCAUUGAUUUUCUCCACUCUUGUGCUUGGUAUUGCUGGCCAUUCGGAUGAUAUUUCCACUGUUGGCAAACUUGCCAUCAAGACCAUUGUUUAUUUUGAAGUCGUGACGACCUUUGCACUUGCAGUCGGGUUGAUUAUGGCCAAUUUGGUAAAACCUGGUGUCGGGGUGGUGUUGCCAGGAGACACCGAUAACUCGGAUGCAUCAGACCUUGCGGGCAAGAGUGGGGAGAUCACCUGGUACGGUGAAAUGUUUAUGAUUAUCCCUGAGAACUUUUUCGUUGCUGCAUCAGAAGAUCAAAUUCUUGGUAUCGUAUUUUGUGCUGCCAUGUUUGCAUGUGCUGCCAUCAAAGCCGACAAGAAAUCGCGCGAUGUCAUGCUCAUGAUUUGUGAAUCGCUCUCACAGGUGAUCUUUAAAAUGGUUGGUCUCAUUAUGAACUAUGCUCCUAUUGGUAUUGGGGCUUCUUUGGCAGCCACCGUUGGUGCUAACGGUAUUGGUGUCCUUGGCAACUUGGGAAAGUUGAUUGGUGCUUUGUAUGCCUCACUCGUCAUUUUCGUGGUCUUCAUCUUGUUGCCGGUCAUGUUGAUUUGUCGCAUUCCUAUCUUUGGUUUUCUGCGUGCGGUAGCUCAACCAUGGUUGAUUGCUUUCAGUACCUCUUCCAGUGAAUCGGCUCUUCCCAAGGCCAUGGAAAGGAUGCGUGAGUUUGGAUGUCCCAAUUCACUCGUAUCCUUUGUUAUUCCCACGGGCUAUUCGUUCAACCUUGAUGGUACCACGCUCCAUCUUGCACUUGCUAGCAUCUUUUGUGCCCAAGCAGGUGGAAUGAGCCUACCCAUUGGCACACAACUUUCCAUUCUUGGUACAUUGAUGUUGUCAUCAAAAGGUGUGGCUGCUGUACCCCGAGCAUCACUCAUUGUUUUGGCAGGCACCGUAUCCCAGUAUGGUCUUCCAAUUUCAGCUGUCACCGUUAUUAUGGGUGUUGAUGCUAUCAUGGAUAUGGGUAGAACCUCAAUCAAUGUCACUGGAAACUGCUUAGCUUGCUGUGUCAUGGCUCGUACAGAGGGAUCAUUCCGAGGCCAACAGUGGAAAAUGGAAGAGGAGGAACGACGAAGAAGAGCGUUGCAGGAACAACAGCCUAAUACAGUCCUUCCCACAACCACUGAAUACGAGCCAAAAGACAUUCCCGAACAUGAUCAACAGCAAGUGGAUGAGCAAGUCGAGAUCAUGGUUCACAAAGGAUCUAGUUCCACCAAGAGCUUUGAUAUGAUCAGCCCAUCUGGCAGCCACAAGGACGAUAACAAGGAAGGACGAUAA
Messenger RNA from Lichtheimia ornata, 1641 nucleotides. RefSeq lists its product as uncharacterized. Gene Ontology annotation, cellular component: plasma membrane. The record is from RefSeq and is a predicted model, not a curated record. Gene Ontology annotation, molecular function: symporter activity. The coding region runs from base 1 to 1641 and encodes 546 amino acids. The transcript is spliced from 8 exons. NCBI's taxonomy places the organism in Eukaryota, Fungi, Mucoromycota, Mucoromycetes, Mucorales, Lichtheimiaceae. Gene Ontology annotation, biological process: dicarboxylic acid transport.